GAUUCAGAGGUUCUACUGGAAGGAGGCUGAGCAACGCUCCGCGGUGUGGACAGACCACCUCUUAUUUGCUCCUCUGCUGAUGGACACCUGGGUCACAUCCACCUCCUGGCUAUUAGGAGCGAUGCUGCUGGAAACGGGGGUGGACUGGACCCACCGUCUCAGUGAGCGGCAGAGUCUCUGCGGAUGUGAACACGGGCUCUCUCCCCGUGCACAGACCAGGAGGCCCUCUCAGCCCACCUCUGCUUCUUCGCUCUUCCGUCCGUACCCAGGUCCACCCUGCAGGCCCCGGGGUCCCACGGAACAGCAGGAGCAGGGCCGUGAAGCUCCCAGCUUCCUGAGAGCAGUGAGCUCUGGGUUGCCGGCUUGGGGAGGGCAACGUCCCUCCUCCCACACUCCCCUGUCCCCAGACCCCAGACCCCAGGGCCUGGCCCAGUCUCCUGAAGACGUUUGCCAGCUGAGUCUCUCCGAGGUUCUCUCGGGGUCAAAUGUGAAGGAAGUUUGCAACCAGAGGAGGGCAGCGUGUCGGAUGGCAGCUGAGGGGCCAGGCUGGGGGAGGGCUGAGCCCCGACCCAGGACCGCGACAGGGGACAGUCACAUGAACAGCCUCGGCCUCCACACUAAGGCUCCUCAGGGCAACUGCUUGCCAGGCCUGGGGAGGGGCCUCCUGCAUCGUUGGAGUCAGGACCCCAGAGUGACUUUUCUGGGUCACACGCAACACGGGCACAUUUUCAAAUCAACUCCAAAGUGACAAAGAGCAUUGAAGGGAAAAUUGACACGUUCGGCUGAAUAACAAAUAAGUGCCCUGUCCCAGCCUGCCCUGCUGCAGGAUGGCCCAAGGCCUGACCCUGUCCGAGGCUUUGCAGAUCGGUCCUGUCGGUGGCUGGACUGCCCCGGGACAGGCUGAGGCCCCUCAGGUCCAGCCCCAAGGACCCCCUCCCUGAGGAGAGCGCUCCCCAGCCGAGUAGCAAGUAGCAAGCUGCCAAAACGUCUCCUUGGUUCUUGCAGGUGUUUGGAGUUCAGGUGAGCUGCCUUCUCCUCCGUGAGGACAGUUCAUCUCUCGGGGCAGGAACAAGGGCUCGGAGAGGCUGCCCAGGGUCCCGCAGCUGACCACCCGGGGCCAGCUUUCUGUUUUCCUCCUGAGUAUGUUGUCUUCUCCCCUUUCUUCCUCCUUCUUGUCUCCCUGUCCUUUCAAGCCAACUGUACAUUCCUACAACCUCCUGUCCUUCCCACCUUGUCCAUGGGGGAGGGUCAUGGAGGGGUCAGUGGCCUCCAAAGUUCACUGGCAGGGCCUCCUGUUUGAGGGAGACAUGGGGCGUGGGUUGGGGCCUGGUCUCCUGAUGCCCUCUGUGAACUCCACGGCGGUGAUUGGCAGGUCGGGCUGUGGCAGGGACCCAGCCUCCGCUGGGGGUCAGAUCCCACUUCAUGCUUCUCCUAGUGACUGAACCCAGAACAGCCCUGGAGGCAGGGUGCCGGGGCCUUGUUCAGUGCUGUGUCCACUCCCUUCCCAGCUCAGGAUGACCACUCAGCAGGACCCGGGUUUGUGAAGGAAUUAGAGAAUACCCUUGUAAAAGAUGCACGCCAGGCAGGAGGGCAAGAGGGGAACCUGUCCAAACAUGCAGGCUGGUGUGCCUAGCAGCUCAACUCACAAGAGCCAAGCUGCAGAGCCAGCUGAGGUGCCUCCCACAGACGAAUGGAUGAAGAAAAUGUGGUACACACACACAAUGGAAUAUUACUCAGCCAUAAAGAAGAAUGGAAUGAUGGGAUUUGCUGGUAA
Messenger RNA from Sciurus carolinensis (gray squirrel), 1774 nucleotides. RefSeq lists its product as uncharacterized. Bases 80 to 748 code for a protein of 222 amino acids. The transcript is spliced from 4 exons. Lineage: Eukaryota; Metazoa; Chordata; Mammalia; Rodentia; Sciuridae. The record is from RefSeq and is a predicted model, not a curated record.